Molecule: messenger RNA, 1457 nt
Organism: Perognathus longimembris pacificus (Pacific pocket mouse)
Lineage: Eukaryota; Metazoa; Chordata; Mammalia; Rodentia; Heteromyidae
Gene: Mettl6
Product: methyltransferase 6, methylcytidine
Exons: 5
Coding region: 514-1329 (271 amino acids)
Source: RefSeq, a predicted model, not a curated record
UCCAGCAUCUCCAAGAAACUUCUAACCCAGCGUUUUGAACUAUUUUACAGCCACAAAUUCCAGGUUCUAAAAACUGUUCUAAAACCCACUGACCAGAAGUUUCCUAUUUCCUGUGAAGGACCCUGUGCUGCUAGGACCUGAAAACCACUAGAAAAAAGCAUAUCAAAGCCUGGUGCCCUUAUCUCACCUUUAAUCCCAAUUUACUCGGGAGCCAGAGAUCUGAGGAUCACAGUUUGAAGCCAGCCUGUGCAGGAAAUUCCACGAAACUCAUAUCCAGUUAACAGCAAAAAGCCAAAAGUGGAGGUGUGGCUCCACAAGUAAAGCACUAGCCUUUAGUCAAAAAGCCAAGUGAGCACACAAAACCCAGAGUUCAAGCCCCAGUACCAUCAAGAGAAAAAAAAAGCACACCAGAGGAAAAGCCGGUGUCUGCAGCAUCAGCAUGGAUUCCUCAAAUUAUUCUCAGCUGGAGGAGUUUUAGCAGUGCUGAGUGUAUAUUACCUUCAACUAGUUGAGAUGGCUUCUGUGCAAAGGAAAAAACAAACAAGGAUCCUCAGCUUUGAAGAAGAGGAGAAAUUGAAAAGGGACCAAGCUCUGGUGUCUGGUUUUAAACAGGAAAAACUGGAAAAAGAAGCUCAGAAGAACUGGGACCUUUUUUACAAAAGAAAUAGUACCAAUUUUUUCAAAGAUAGACACUGGACCACCAGAGAGUUUGAGGAACUAAGAUCAUGUAGAGAGUAUGAAGGUCAAAAAUUGACCAUGCUUGAAGCUGGUUGCGGUGUUGGAAACUGUUUGUUCCCACUUUUAGAAGAAGACUUGAAUAUCUUUGCCUAUGCCUGUGAUUUCUCUCCAAGAGCAGUUGAGUAUGUUAAGCAAAAUCCUUUGUAUAACACAGAGAGAUGCAAGGUUUUCCAGUGUGAUCUCACUAAAGACAAUCUUCUGGAUCAUUUGCCACCUGGAUCUAUAGAUGUCGUCAUGUUGAUAUUUGUGCUGUCAGCUGUUCACCCUGAGAAGAUGCACCUUGUUUUAGAAAACAUUUAUAAGGUAUUGAAACCAGGCAAAAGCGUCCUGUUCCGAGACUAUGGGCUAUAUGAUCAUGCUAUGCUUAGGUUUAAAGCUGGCAGCAAACUAGGAGAAAACUUUUAUGUUCGACAGGAUGGAACCAGAUCCUAUUUUUUUACUGAUGAGUUCCUGGCUCAGCUCUUCGUGGACUCGGGCUAUGAGGAAGUGGUGAACGAGUAUGUGUUUCGGGAGACCGUGAAUAAGAAGGAAGGCCUGUGCGUGCCAAGGGUUUUCCUUCAGAGCAAAUUCCGGAAGCCUCUGAAAGAAUGAAUCCUGUGACCUGGGCCCGGAACUCCACCUGGCAGGUGGGCCUCCCCUUGAAGACUUCAAAUCACUUUGUAGUUUUGUAUAUUUGUAUAUUUUGAUUUUUAAAAAAUAAACGUAUAAAUUUUGUAUGA